AUGCUGUCUCUGUUAUCUGUUGUUUUGACUUUUCUUGCUCUUAUACUGAUCCCUAGUCUCUUCAUCUCUCGGCGUCUACGUAUUCCCCUCUCCUUAAGAAACAUCCUCAGAUUCAUUAAAGUCGCAGCUUCUCAGCACGAUGACGAGGAAGAGAGGAACGAGAAAAGUGGUACAGUGGGAGAGAAAGAGAAACGAGGGAGACUACCAAAGCAUGUGGCGAUUAUAUUGGACGGAAACAGACGUUGGGCACAGAAACGUGGACUUGGGACAUUUGAAGGUCACAAGGCCGGAGCGAGGAGGCUAAUGGAGAAUGCUAAGGACUGUUUCGCUAUGGGGACAAACACUGUCUCCCUCUUUGCUUUCUCCACCGAAAACUGGGCAAGACCCGAGGAUGAAGUUAACGGCCUGAUGUCCUUGUUUGAAGAAUGCUUUGGGUCUGAGAUACAUUUCUUCCAUAGGGAUAAAAUCAAGAUCUCGGUUAUUGGAAACCGGACGAAAAUCCCCGAGUCGCUUCAAGUUUUGAUAAAAGAAGCAGAGGAAACUACAAAGAGCUACGAAGGGAAGCAUCUCAUAUUAGCAAUAGACUAUAGUGGAAAAUUUGAUAUCUUGCAAGCGUGCAAAAGUCUAGCGGAAAAGGCUAAAACCGGACUGAUUCAAGUAGAUGAUAUUGACGAGAAUAUGAUGGAUAAAGAGUUGAUGACAAAGUGUAGCGAGUUUCCUAAUCCUGACCUAUUGAUCAGAACGAGCGGAGAGCAAAGGAUCAGUAACUUCUUCUUAUGGCAAUCUGCUUACACUGAGCUUUACUAUACUAACGUUCUAUGGCCUGACUUUGGUGAGGCUGAGUAUCUUGAUGCCUUGACUUGGUAUCAGCAAAGGCAGAGGCGAUUCGGCCGACGAGUUUAAA
Molecule: messenger RNA, 904 nt
Organism: Raphanus sativus (radish)
Lineage: Eukaryota; Viridiplantae; Streptophyta; Magnoliopsida; Brassicales; Brassicaceae
Product: dehydrodolichyl diphosphate synthase 5-like
Exons: 4
Coding region: 1-903 (300 amino acids)
Biological process (GO): plastid membrane organization; response to cold; polyprenol biosynthetic process
Cellular component (GO): chloroplast stroma
Source: RefSeq, a predicted model, not a curated record